GAAGGAUUAUGCUGUGCAUGGGGGACUGCGAACCGUUGACCCACAAGGAGGGAUGCAUACUGGGCCAACGAGACUGGCGAUGUUUGUAUAUGGGUCAGGAAAGUUCAACACCCAUACCAGGCUGGCAUCGCUACACGAGAGCUUCAAGGGCAAACACCCUCGGGUACACCGUCGUUUGUUCGGAUGAGUAUCUCACAUCAUUGAAGUGCUCAAGCUGUGUACGACAAA
Molecule: messenger RNA, 228 nt
Organism: Gamsiella multidivaricata
Lineage: Eukaryota; Fungi; Mortierellomycota; Mortierellomycetes; Mortierellales; Mortierellaceae
Exons: 2
Source: RefSeq, a predicted model, not a curated record